AUGGCAGCCAACAAACACACCAUCCUGGCAGGAUGUGUGAAUCUUGAUGAAAGCAUCAACCUCCGUCACGAAGCACCCAGAGACAAAGACUUCCAAGACAGCGUCGUCCUAGUCUGGUGGGAUCCAGGCAACAGCAUUGGUGGAUUUCACCGCCUCGGCCACGAAAGCAACCCGGAGGGGAACAAGGUGGCAUUGUGGACCAAUAUCACAACCCCCACGGGAAUCUUUAAGCGCACUCAAAGCAAACCUCUCAGGAAGAAAGACAUUCUUCCAAGUGGAGGUUUUGGGAGUGGCGAUGACACUUGCACAGUUGAGUUCAAGAAUGGUCAGCAUAUCUGGAACAUCGAGGAGCCCGAUGAGGAGCUCAAGCUCCAUAUCGUUCAUAAAGACACGGGUCCCCAUGUUGACUGCUACCCUAAGAGAGCCAUCACUGAUACAUUUGCUGCUGGGCACCUUGACAUCCCUGGUGUAGUCACUGGCACUAUGACCCACAAGGGGGAAACGUACGAGAUCAAGAAUGGCUUUAGCAUUCGGGACCGAGGCUGGGGUGUCCGUACCUGGAACCGUGCAGUCCUCUCGCAUCGCUGGGUGGCCGGCUCAGCCGGCCCAGACUUCGGAGUCGUUAUUGUUGCUUGGCAUGGGGCGGAUGAUUCAUACUCAAAGUUUGGAUGGGUAGUCUCAAACAACAUGGUCAAAGCGGCAAAGUCAAUUGAUAUCCUGGCAUAUAAAGAAGACGACUCAUUGACGAACAGGGGUGGGAAGACACAGAUUGAGCUGGUGGAUGGGAAAAGCUACGUCAUCGAGUGGAAGCCUGUGUCCAAAGCCUUUGUCACUUGGCAUCACGAUCUUGCAGUCGUGGACCGCUUAUGCAGCUUCAAAGCUUUCGAAACCACUGAAGGGAAAGAAUACCACGGGUUUGGAGACUUUGAGAAUUCAUCCAAUAUGCAUCAUGGGUCUCGGAAGCCAUCUUUCGUGAUUGAUGCAGUCAUCGAGACUGGGUUUACCUCGACAUGA
This is a messenger RNA of Thyridium curvatum, 1014 nucleotides long. RefSeq lists its product as uncharacterized. The transcript has a single exon. The record is from RefSeq and is a predicted model, not a curated record. Lineage: Eukaryota; Fungi; Ascomycota; Sordariomycetes; Thyridiales; Thyridiaceae. The coding region runs from base 1 to 1014 and encodes 337 amino acids.